Molecule: messenger RNA, 1203 nt
Organism: Eruca vesicaria subsp. sativa (arugula)
Lineage: Eukaryota; Viridiplantae; Streptophyta; Magnoliopsida; Brassicales; Brassicaceae
Source: the annotation of a GenBank genome assembly
UUGAAAAUCGUACAUUCAAAAAUAUAAACCCACCCAACGCCACAUGGAAACCUCAUAUUCAUUUUUCUCUCACUAUCCUUCGGCUCUUCUUCUCUUUCUCAACAGCUUUCCUACGCAAGCUCUUUAUCUCUUCCUCUCUAGCUUACCCUAAAGGGUUUUCAGUUCACACACAAACACACACGGAAUCGUUUGACACUUAAAAUGGAAACUUUGAGUCGUUUCUUAGUGUUCAUGUCUCUGUUCUCCUGUUUAGUUUCUGGUUUCACUCUUCAGAAUCUUCCAGUCACCUCGUUUGAUGAUAGUUACACGCAACUUUUCGGAGACAAGAACUUGUUUGUUCAUAAAGACGGCAAAUCUGUCCGGUUAACGCUCGAUGAAAGGACCGGUUCUGGGUUUGUCUCAAAUGAUCUUUAUUUACAUGGAUUCUUCAGUGCUUCAAUCAAACUACCUUCUGAUUAUUCAGCUGGAGUAGUUGUUGCUUUUUAUAUGUCUAAUGGAGAUACGUAUGAGAAGAAUCAUGAUGAGAUUGAUUUUGAGUUUCUUGGUAACAUUAGAGGAAGAGAAUGGAGGAUUCAGACAAAUAUUUAUGGUAAUGGAAGCACUCAUUUGGGAAGAGAAGAGAGAUGUAAUCUUUGGUUUGAUCCAACUGAAGAUUAUCAUCAAUACAGUAUCCUCUGGUCUGAUUCUCACAUCAUAUUCUACGUAGACAAUGUUCCAAUCAGAGAGGUGAAGCGAACAUCAUCAAUGGGUGGUGACUUCCCGUCCAAGCCGAUGUCUCUCUACACAACAAUAUGGGACGGUUCUAAAUGGGCAACCAACGGUGGCAAGUACGGUGUAAACUACAAAUAUGCUCCUUACAUCGCACGGUUCUCUGACCUAGUCAUGCAUGGCUGCCCUGUGGACCCAAUCCAGCAGUUUCCGAAGUGUGACGAAGGAGCCACCGAGUAUAUCCGUGCAGCGCAGGACAUCAGCCCGUCACUUAGGGCUAAAAUGGGCGUUUUCAGGCGCAAACACAUGACUUACUCGUACUGCUAUGACCGGAGCAGGUACAAGGUUGCUUUGCCGGAGUGCGUUGUGAAUCCAGCAGAGGCUCAAAGGCUCAGGGUCUAUGAUCCGGUUAUGUUUGGUGGAAUCCCGAGGCGGCACCGCUCUGGUAAGCACCGGAGCAAGAGAAGCCGUAUGGAUGGAACAGAGUCGAUAUGA